This is a messenger RNA of Aspergillus steynii IBT 23096, 2202 nucleotides long. Its product is annotated as stromal membrane-associated protein. The record is from RefSeq and is a predicted model, not a curated record. Lineage: Eukaryota; Fungi; Ascomycota; Eurotiomycetes; Eurotiales; Aspergillaceae. Gene Ontology annotation, biological process: endoplasmic reticulum to Golgi vesicle-mediated transport; intra-Golgi vesicle-mediated transport; endocytosis. The transcript has 5 exons. Gene Ontology annotation, molecular function: metal ion binding; GTPase activator activity. Bases 24 to 1727 code for a protein of 567 amino acids. Gene Ontology annotation, cellular component: Golgi apparatus.
GUGGAUUGCUCUCGCCCGCUGUGAUGUCUCGACGCGCGACGCCAUCCCAGGCUGCUCAGAACCAGCAGACCAUCAAGAACCUGCUCAAACUCGAGUACAACAAGACCUGUGCCGACUGCAAGCGCAACAAACAUCCGCGAUGGGCCUCCUGGAACCUCGGAAUCUUUAUCUGCAUCCGCUGCUCGGGCAUUCACCGGGGAAUGGGUACCCAUAUCAGCCGCGUGAAAUCCGUGGAUCUCGAUGCCUGGACCGAUGAACAACUGCAGAGCGUGCUGAGAUGGGGCAAUGGAAGGGCCAACAAAUAUUGGGAAGCGAAGCUGGCGCCUGGUCAUGUUCCCUCGGAAGCGAAGAUCGAGAAUUUCAUCCGGACCAAGUACGACUCGAAGCGAUGGGUGAUGGACGGCCCAAUGCCCGACCCUUCAACGCUAGAUACCGGUGAUGACGAUGUGCCUCUUGCGGUCGUUCAAGAAAAGGCGAAGCUUGAGCGCUCGGCGUCUCAACGAGUGGCCACCUCUAGCCAACCCCCCGCGCCUCAACGCCAGCAACCCGCCAUCGAUCUCUUUGGCGAUGACAUCUCGCCUCCGGUGCGCCCGAGCACGACAGAACCUACACCCCGAGCUGCGCCGAAACCCCAACAACCGCCGCCGCAGGCUGCCCCCAAGCCUCAACGACCGGGCGAUUCGUUGCUUGGGCUGGAUUUCUUCGGCAGCACCCAACCGGCUCCCAGCAGCCGUCCGGCGAGCACGGCAUCCACACCGACCAACCCGACUGGCAUGUCCCGACCUGAUUUGAAGCAAUCCAUCCUUUCUCUCUACUCGAAGCCUCAGCCUGCUCCGGCGCAGCAUGAACGGACCUCCUCGUUCGGCGAUCUGGCAUCCCCUGCACCGCAGUCCGGGUCUUCCAUGGGUGGUCUCACCGAUGCAUUCAGUGGAUUGAGCUUCCCGUCCACCACGUCUCCUCCGCCUCCCAAACCCGCCGAGAAGCCCUCGCCUUUUGCCAACCUGACCAGCUUUGCCAAGUCGACACCGGCCGCGCCCAAGGUCUCGUCUCCUACCGCUUCCGCUGCUGGUGGAGGCAGCUUGUUCGACAGUCUCACGUCUCCCACGAUCCCGCCGGCCAAGCCCCAAUCUCGCACCACGUCGAUUUCAUCCAACGGGUUCGACUCGGGAUUCGGCGGCUUUGCGUCCCCCCCGCCCACCAAGCCGAAGCCGCCGCCAUCGUCGUCUCUGUCAAACGACCUGCUCGGCCUGUCAUCCCCACCCCCAGCGCCAGCUGCGAAGUCGCCAUCUCCACCCGCGGCCGUCGCCUCCCCGCAGCAGGAGCUAAGUUCCGCUUUCAACAUCAGCGCGCCCCCUCCUCCUAAGCCACAAGCCCCGGCCGCGUCCACCGCAUCCAUCGCAAGCGCUCUGCCAGCCAUGGACCCCUGGGGCGGCAACGCUUGGUCCACCCCUGACCCGGCACCCCCGGCCCCCUCUACAUCCACCACUGCGGCCUCGAUGAUGAAGGUACCGGAUACCCUGACCGCCAACGACAUCGGUGCCGGCUGGGGUGCGCCGUCUCCGUCGGCGUCCAGCUCCAAGCCCGCCCCCACGGUGGCCGCAGACGAGGACUUUGGCGGAUGGGCCAGCGCAGCGCCCGUGUCAUCGAGCACCACGGCGACGAGUUCGACUAAACCGGCAGGCGGGUUUGGUGGCGCUGAUGAUUUAUUCUCUAAUGUUUGGGAGUAGAUGGGCCUUUUCCGUUCGUUUCCUGAGCCUUCUUCAUGCCCUUGAAAAUGCACAUAUUUUGGUGUUAUUACCUAUUCUUAGACUUUCGCGCCAGAUCGCAAAUUUGACUUUCUUUAUUCAUCCUUUUAUUUCUUUUAAUUUUCCGGUUUACUGGUUUCAAUGGUAGGAAGGGGUAUCUCUUGUCUUCUGCUUAUGCGUUAUCUAUGUCUUUUUCUUGCGUGCGUUGGUUGGUCAUGACUUGAUUAAUUGCUUGCCUAUGCUUGUUAGGGUAGGGAACCUGAAGAGCGACCCCUUGGAUUGUAAAAUGGGUGGAGUGGAUUCAUGAACAACACGAUUGAAUGAUUGAUUUCUCUGUAUUUCGGAAGUCAUACCUCGUUUUCUGUAACUGUUUUCAUCUUAAGUUACUCUGAUUUACUUGCUUCUCAUAUUUGUGUUUUUAAAGCCUACUGCUCUAUUCUAACCCACUGAAUAGUUC